Molecule: messenger RNA, 5235 nt
Organism: Closterium sp. Yama58-4
Lineage: Eukaryota; Viridiplantae; Streptophyta; Zygnematophyceae; Desmidiales; Closteriaceae
Source: the annotation of a GenBank genome assembly
AUGUAUGUAAUCCCGUGCUGCUGCUGGCAGGUGGCACAUAUAACGGAGACCAAGGGGCAGAUCAAGCUGCGGUUCCGCACCGCAGCAGGCAAGGACGUGGUGAGCGUACGCAACUUCUCACUCACGCAGAAGACCAGCAAGAUGGAGUUCAAGGCCAUUGAGAGCGUGCUGCAGACCAUCAACAGUACUACGGGCGAGCGUGUGUCUCUGAGCUACCGCUGUGCGGACAUGGACCGCGAGAUCCCGCUGCUGAUGGGCGUGCCCAAGGCGGUGCUGGAGAAUGUGAUCUUCGUGCACCAGGACGACGCCAACUGGCCCCUUGCUGAACCCGCGCUGCUUAAGAAGAAGUUUGACGACAUUUUCUCAGCCACCAAGUACACUAAGGCGCUGGAGGCACUGAAGAAGGUACACAAGGAGCAGGCGCAGCUUAUAAAGGAGAUGAAGCUCAAGGCGGAGAACCUCAGGAACAUACUCGACACGUCCUUGCGGCUACAGGAGGGCAUAAAGGCAGACUCAGGCCAGUCAGAGCGCCUGGUAGCGCAGAUUGAGAGGCUGGAGGGGCAGAUUGCGGAGCGGAGGGUGCGGCAGGACGAGGUGGAGAGCGGUCUGGCGCGGUUGAGACAGCUGAAGGCGGACUUGCAGACGCAGGAGGGGCGGCUGGAGCUGCUGUCCCGGCAGAAGGUGCAGCAACGCACCAACAUAGUGUCAGACAACCAAGAGUCAGACGAGAAGUUGGAGGAGUGGCGGCGGGAGUUUGAGGGCGUGGUGGCCAAGCUGGAGGGCAGCCUGGCGCGCACCACACGGGAGCUGAGCGAGCUGAGGAUUCAGCAGGAGGCGGAGAGGGAGAGCAGCGAGAGGGACAAGCAGCUGGUCAGCCGGUUGCAAGUGGAGAAAGAGGUGCACGAGCGGGACUGCAACGAGCGUGACAGGUGCCUGCAGGAGCUGUUUACCAAGCACGACCUGGGAGACAUAGGCCCCGUGCCCCUGGCAAGCAAUCAAGCAGUGGAGCUGGCAAUGCGCGCAACUAGCAGGUUGACACAGCUGCAGGAGCAGUGGGAUGAGAUGAAGCGGGGGCAGCAGGAGGAGGAGCGGCGGCGGGGGGCGGAGAUUGAGGCUGCUGGGGGGGAGAUUGUGAAGGCGGAGGGGCAGCUGCAUUUGGCGCAGGAGAGAAAGAGGAGUAGCGAGGCGAGGAGGCAGCAGGUGAAGGAGGCGAUGGACAGCAGCAGUGUUGAUGAGGAGUGCAUGGCCCGGCUGGAGCGAGAAGAGAAGAAAGCGAAAGCUGAGGCGGACAGACUCGCAACCAAGCUACGAGACCCCACACUGCUGUCCAAGCUGGAGGAUGCCAAAACGGACCUGAGCCGGCAGGAGCAGCGGCUCAAGGCCCUUCAGCGGGAGAAGGACAGCCUGGCGGCGGAGAGCAGCGAGAGGGUGACGCUGAGGCUGAAGCAGGAGGCGGUCAGGGAGAAGGAGGCUCAGCUGAAGAAGCUACUGGCGGAGAACAAGGGGCGGAUAGAGGAGGUGCUGGGCGGAGAGAUGCCUUCAGACACAAGCAAGCUGGUCCGGGAGGUUGAGAAGGUGAUCAGGGCACAGCGAGUGGUGUAUGAGGAGGCAGAUGUGAAGGCCAAGGAGGCAGGGAACGAGGCAGCAGUGCAGCAGCAGCGGCUGGACCAUGCUCGGAGCGAACUCAACAAAUACAGCAACGAGAUGGAUACCAAGCGGGUGCUGAUCCAGACGCGUCUGAGCAAGGCAGUGGAUCCUUCUCUUGCAGUGGACGAUUUGGACAGAGUACGAGGAGAGAAGAGGACAGCACUGGAGGAAGCUAUCGGGACGUACGAAAAGUUUGUGGCAAUGAAGCAGUUUGUGGGGCGGUUUGUGCAAGACGCCCAGCGCAAGCACUGCUGCCCGACUUGUGAAAGAAGUUUUUCCCCGGCGGAGGAGGAAAAGUUUGUGGAAAAAGUAAAGGCCACGAACAGAGACGCUGGAAACAAGGAGGUGGUGCUGAAACGGGAAAAAGAGGGUCUUGUGCAGCAGCUGGGGAUUCUGGAUGACCUGCAUCCUGUUUAUAACGAGUACAGGAAGCUGGUGGAUGAGCUGGUGCCACGUGCCAGGGUGGUAGUGGGCCACGUGGAGGAAGCCCAGAGCAAGGCACAGGAGAACCAUGAGAAUCUGCUGUGCUCGCUGGCAGAAGCCAAGGCGAAGCUAGACGCGGCGGGGCGGGUGGAGGGGGUGGUAAAGGAGGCGGAGAGGGUGAGGAAGGAGGCGGAGAACGGGGAAGCAGAGGUGCAGGAGCUGGAAUACCGCCUUGACACGCUCUCCCAGGCCAUGCGCUCCCUGGCGGAUGUCAAUGCUGAUCUGGCUGCUGUGGAGGGGAAGAGAGAUGCAGCAGCAGGGGAUGUGGAGAGGCUGAGGGAGGAGCAUGCAGCGUUGAAGGACGAGGCAGCAGCAGCCAGCAACAGGUGGCGGGGGGCGCGGGAGGAGAGGGCCCAGAUGGCGCUGAGAGUGGCGAGGCGGCGGGAGAUGGAGGAGGAGGUGGGGCAGCUGGAGGUGGCGAUCGAAGGGAGCAAGCUGGAAAUACAGGCAUUGGAGCGCAGCAUGGGCCCUCUGAGGAAGAAGCAUGGGGAUGCGAUGGAGGAGAGGAGGGCGUGGAGGGAGCAGGCAGGGGCGGAGGAGGCGGAGAUGCAGGGGCGGGCGCCUCUCCUAGAGCAGCGGCGCCUCUCCCUCACAACCCCCAGAGCAGCGGCGCCUCUCCCUCACAACCCCCAGAGCAGUGGCGCCUCGCCCUCACAACCCCCCAGAGCAGUGGCGCCUCGCCCUCACAGCCCCCGAGAGCAGCGGCACCUCUCCCACACAACCCCCAGGGCAGCGGCGCCUCUCCCUCACAACCCCCAGAGCAGUGGCGCCUCUCCCUCACAACCCCCAGAGCAGUGGCGCCUCUCCCUCACAACCCCCAGAGCAGUGGCGCCUCUCCCUCACAACCCCCUGGAGCAGCGGCACCUCUCCCUCACAAACCCCCAGAGCAGCGGCGCCUCUCCCUCACAAUCCCCAGAGCAGUGGCGCCUCUCCCUCACAACCCCCAGGGCAGCGGCGCCUCUCCCUCACAACCCUCCAGAGCAGCGGCGCCUCUCCCUCACAACCCCCAGAGCAGCGGCGCCUCUCCCUCACAACCCCCCAGAGCAGCAGCGCCUCUCCCUCACAACCCCCAGAGCAGUGGCGCCUCUCCCUCACAACACCCAGAGCAGCGGCGCCUCUCCCUCACAACCCCCCAGAGCAGCGGCGCCUCUCCCUCACAACCCCCAGAGCAGUGGCGCCUCUCCCUCACAACCCCCAGAGCAGCGGCGCCUCUCCCUCACAACCCCCCAGAGCAGUGGCGCCUCUCCCUCACAACCCUCCAGAGCAGUGGCGCCUCUCCCUCACAACCCCCAGAGCAGUGGCGCCUCUCCCUCACAACCCCCCAGAGCAGUGGCGCCUCUCCCUCACAACCCUCCAGAGCAGCAGCGCCUCUCCCUCACAACCCCCAGAGCAGUGGCGCCUCUCCCUCACAACCCCCAGAGCAGCGGCGCCUCUCCCUCACAACCCUCCAGAGCAGUGGCGCCUCUCCCUCACAACCCCCAGAGCAGCGGCGCCUCUCCCUCACAACCCCCCAGAGCAGCGGCGCCUCUCCCUCACAACCCCCCAGAGCAGUGGCGCCUCUCCCUCACAACCCCCAGAGCAGCGGCGCCUCUCCCUCACAACCCCCAGAGCAGUGGCGCCUCUCCCUCACAACCCCCAGAGCAGUGGCGCCUCUCCCUCACAACCCUCCAGAGCAGCGGCGCCUCUCCCUCACAACCCCCAGAGCAUUGGCGCCUCUCCCUCACAACCCCCAGAGCAGCGGCGCCUCUCCCUCACAACCCCCCAGAGCAGCGGCGCCUCUCCCUCACAACCCCCCAGAGCAGUGGCGCCUCUCCCUCACAACCCCCAGAGCAGCGGCUCCUCUCCCUCACAACCCCCAGAGCAGUGGCGCCUCUCCCUCACAACCCUCCAGAGCAGUGGCGCCUCUCCCUCACAACCCCCAGAGCAGCGGCGCCUCUCCCUCACAACCCCCCAGAGCAGUGGCGCCUCUCCCUCACAACCCUCCAGAGCAGCGGCGCCUCUCCCUCACAACCCCCAGAGCAGUGGCGCCUCUCCCUCACAACCCCCAGAGCAGCGGCGCCUCUCCCUCACAACCCUCCAGAGCACUACAUCGUCUCGAACAAGGAGCAACGUCUGGCAGAAGCAUCGAAGCGGCUGCAGCAGUCGCAAGCACGGCAGGCGAGCAACGAGCAGCAGAUAGAGCAGCUGAGCAGGACGGAGGCGGAGGAGAGGGAGAUGCUGCGCAGCCAGGAUGCUGUGAAGCGGAACGUGGAGGCGAUUCUGGUGUUCCGGGGGAUGGAGAGGGAGGAGGAGGGGGUGAGGAGCGAGGUGGAGAGGCUCAGGGAGGAGAUGGGGCGAGUGGGGAGGGUGGGGGAGUUGGAGGAGGAGGUGAGGGCCUUGAGGGAGGAGAUUGAUGGGCUUGCUGCUGAGCAAAACCACAGUCGGGGCAAGGUGGCCGCGCAUGAGGCCAGCAUUCGGCGUGCCCAAACAGAGCUGAAAGCGCCGCAGUUCAGAGACAUUGAUAGCCGGCACAGGAAGCAGCUCAUACAGCUCAAGACCACAGAGAUGGCUAACCGCGACAUUGACAAAUACUACAAUGCGUUGGACAAGGCUUUAAUGCGGUUCCAUGCGAUGAAGAUGGAAGAGAUCAACAAGAUCAUCAAGGAGCUGUGGCAGCAGACGUACCGAGGCCAGGACAUUGACUACGUUGAGAUUCGCUCCGACGCGGAAGGAGCGGGGACAAGGUCUUACUCCUACCGAGUGGUGAUGCGCAGUGGUGAUGCUGAGCUUGACAUGCGGGGACGGUGCAGUGCCGGCCAAAAGGUGCUGGCUUCUCUCAUCAUCCGCCUUGCUCUGGCUGAGACCUUUUGUCUCAACUGCGGCAUUCUCGCUUUGGAUGAGCCGACCACCAACCUUGACGCUCCCAAUGCUGAGAGCCUUGCGAGGGCCUUGAACAGACUAAUGGAAGAGAGAAGAAGCCAGGAGAACUUUCAGUUAAUUGUCAUCACUCACGAUGAGACUUUCGCAGAAAUGAUUGGGCGAAAGGAGCAUGCAGACCACUACUACCGCAUCUCAAAGAAUGAAAGGCAACAGAGUACAAUCGCGGUUCAAGACAUCUACGAUUGA